AUGUUCAAAAUUCAAGACUUCACUGGGAUGCAAUACUCCCGCGAUGGCCCAGCCAUUGGAAAGCACGACUACGAGUACUUCAAUCAGCAAUAUGCCUCGUCAUCUCACCAGGUAGACCACGACAUGAACCCAGCCCUCAUCGUCCAGCCAAAGGAAGACGCAGAUGUCAUCAAGGCUGUGAAAUGGGCAAAGGAUAACAAAGUCGCUGUUGCCGUGAGAAGCGGCGGCCACCAGUACAGUGGUGCUUCAUCCACUGGCGGCAAGAACAUCCAGAUUGACCUCUCCAACACGUACAAGGACAUGAUGGUUAUUGACGCCAGUGGAAUUCCCGAGGACAGAUCUUUGGUGUACAUCGGUGUGAGUAACAGGUUGCAAGAUUUUAAUGCCUACCUUCGACACAACGAUUUGUUCGUCCCACAUGGGCAAUGCGCCUAUGUAUGCACUGGUGGGCAUGGCCAGACCGGUGGCUAUGGUCAACUCGGACGCAGCUUUGGUCUCUUCGGAGACUAUAUUGUCAGCAUCCGCAUGGUUGAUCACAAUGGCUCCAUUCAGGAAGUCACCAAGAAGAGUGAUCCCGAGCUAUUUUACGCUAUACUAGGAGGAAGUCCUGGUAACUUCGGCAUCAUCACCCAUUACACUAUUGAGGUGCUCCGUGGUGCAAGCUACAUGGGCACUGUCGCCGGGCCCAACAACUUCAAGGGCCCCCACGGUUUGAAGGGUUUAUGGCUCUAUGAGCCCAAGGUCCUCUCUCGUCUUCUUAGUACCAUUGCCAAGAUGUCCGACGACGGCACAGCACCUCGUGGUUAUGAUCUAUGCUGCAGUGUUCUCAGCACAGAGUUUCCCAUCACUAUGCUGUUCCCUUCGAUGCAAGAUGACACUAUCUGGCAAAAGGUCCAAAACAAGAUCAAGAACGCCCUUAGCCAAGAGGUGCUCAACCUUCUGAACGGUAGCUUUCCGGCUGUUAUCGUUCUUUAUGCCCAAUGGUGCCCCACCAACAAGACUGACAAAUACGAUGCCACCGUGGACAAGUGGUUUCAGCAGUUCCGUGACUUCCAGAAGGACUGGAAAAACCACACUCUUCGCAUCGAGGAAUUCGACGAGAGCAUGUCCAGCAUGACUGGAAAGUGGAUUUUUCCAAAGGCAAGAGAAUUUGAUCUUCCCUAUGUCAAGCGGACAUACGCCACCAAGUCACAGACACUCCAGAAGGAUGGAUGGGUCGAUGCUACUGUCAAGCGUUUGGAUCUCAUCUUUAAUCCCCAGCAGAAGCUCGGAGACGACAAGUCUGAUAAGGAAGGAGAAGUUUACGAUCACUGUAAGCUCUCUGUGCAGAUUCAAUGUUUCGGAGGCCAAAACUCGCGCUUUUUUGUCAACAAAGACAAUGGUACCUCGUACAGUUGGAGAGACUCGACCGUCGUGCAGACCCUCGACUGUUUCCACGACCCUGGUGAUCAAUACAGACAAUACGCGAUCAACUGGCAGGCUAAGAACGACUCCAUCAUGAUCGGACCCAACAGUCCCUUCAGCAAGAAGGACAGGCGUGUACUUUGGGGCUCAUGGGGCGACUGGGAUAUGAGCAAGCCUGAGAUCUGGCAGGCAUACUAUGAGGAUGCGGAGAAGUACAAGAGGCUGGGCAAGACGAGGGCAAGGGCUGACCCUAAUGGGACGUUUACUGCGAACCCUUUUGCUGUCGCUGCGGUAAAGGACGGAGCCAAAUUGUAA
Fusarium venenatum is the source of this 1719-nucleotide messenger RNA. RefSeq lists its product as uncharacterized. NCBI's taxonomy places the organism in Eukaryota, Fungi, Ascomycota, Sordariomycetes, Hypocreales, Nectriaceae. Gene Ontology annotation, molecular function: FAD binding; oxidoreductase activity. The record is from RefSeq and is a predicted model, not a curated record.